AUGCCGUGCCGCAUUUGUGAUGGCUAUGGCCAUUACACCCACGCGUGUCCAAGUGAAAGAAUGAGCCGUGUAACAUGCUACACUUGUGGACUUAGAGGACAGUACAUCGCUUCUUGCCCGACGACCCACCCCACUCCAUCUUCUUCAUCAGGGACUUCAACCAGUGCAAGAGCAAGGAGAUCCCCUAGACCUAGGAGAGGUCGGAACUCGGGCCAUUCACGCAACCCCAACCCCAAACUCCACAUCCAGAAGAAGCAGAGGUUCAGAACCAACACAACGGUCGAGGCAGAAUUCAAAUGGAACGACGAAAAUCCAAGAUGGACGAGACAAGGCGCACCGGAACAAAACUGGCCGAGGACACUCGGGUACGGACAAGGACCUGGCCGAGCCAAACAACUAAAAUCCAAAAGUUGUCAGAACGCGACGAAACUUGGAGGACAAGAAGAAGACGCCAAAACAAGCUCAACGGUCGAAGCAGAAGAAGAAACGAACGAGUAG
Messenger RNA from Microthlaspi erraticum, 498 nucleotides. NCBI's taxonomy places the organism in Eukaryota, Viridiplantae, Streptophyta, Magnoliopsida, Brassicales, Brassicaceae. The record is from the annotation of a GenBank genome assembly.